GCGGCGGCGCCCACGGUGGAUCGCGCAGGGAGGCGCGCGCGGGGCAGGGAGCCGCGGCCGCUGGAGCGCGGGAUGGGGAAGAGUCGCGAGAUGCGCCUGGCUCGCCUCUGCUGCUGCUGCUGCCUCCUUUACCAGCUGGGGGUCUUGUCGAACGGGAUGGUUUCAGGGCUGCAGCUCGCCCCGGACCGCGAGGAGUGGGAAGUCGUGUUUCCUGCGCUCUGGCGCCGGGAGCCGGUGGACGCCGCGGGCGGCAGCGGGGGCAGCGCCGACCCGGGCUGGGUGCGCGGCGGCGGAGGCGCCCGGACGCAGGCGGCCGGCAGCUCCCGCGAGGUGCGCUCCGUGGCUCCGGCGCCCCCUGAGGAGCAGGCGGAGGGCCCGUCCGAGCCCGGGCCCCGGCCCUCGCCACCGCCCGGGGGCGAGGAGGACGAAGAGCUCGAGUCGCAGGAGCUGCCGCGGGGAUCCGGCGGGGCUGCCGCCCUGUCCCCAGGCGCCCCGGCCUCGUGGCAGCCGCCGCCGCCCCCGCUGCCGCCCCCGUCCCCGCCCCCGGCCCCGCACGCCGACCCGGAAGGCGACGAGGUGCUGCUGCGGAUCCCGGCCUUCUCCCGGGACCUCUACCUGUUGCUCCGGAGGGACGGCCGCUUCCUGGCGCCGCGCUUCGCGGUGGAGCAGUGGCCGAGCCCCGGCCCGGGUCCCACGCGGGCAGAAGCCGCCCCGCGCCCUCCCGCGCCGCCCGACGUCGCCUGUUUCUACACCGGGGCGGUGCUGCGGCACCCCGGCUCCCUGGCCUCGUUCAGCACCUGCGGAGGUGGCCUGAUGGGAUUCAUACAGCUCAAUGAGGACUUCAUAUUUAUUGAACCACUCAACGAUACAGUGGCGAUAACGGGUCACCCACACCGUGUAUAUAGGCAGAAAAGGUCCAUGCAGGAGAAAGUCACAGAGAAGCCAACUCCUCACAGUCAUUACUGUGGUAUCAUUUCAGAUAAAGGAAGACCUAGAUCUAAAAAAAUAACAGAGAGUGGAAGAGGGAAACGAUAUUCAUACAAAUUACCCCAAGAAUACAACAUAGAGACUGUAGUGGUUGCAGACCCAGCAGUGGUUUCCUAUCAUGGAGCAGAGGCAGCCAGGAGAUUCAUUCUAACCAUCUUAAAUAUGGUUUUUAACCUUUUCCAACACAAGAGUCUUGGUGCGCAGGUCAAUCUCCGUGUGAUAAAGCUUAUUCUGCUCCAUGAAACGCCAGCAGAUCUAUAUAUUGGGCACCAUGGGGAGAAAAUGCUGGAGAGUUUUUGUAAGUGGCAACAUGAAGAAUUUGGCAAAAAGAAUGAUAUACAUUUAGAGAUGUCCACAAGCUGGGGAGAGGACAUGACUUCCGUGGAUGCAGCUGUUCUUAUAACAAGGAAAGAUUUCUGUGUACACAAAGAUGAACCAUGCGAUACUGUUGGUAUAGCUUAUUUGAGUGGAAUGUGUAGUGAAAAGAGGAAAUGUAUUAUUGCUGAAGACAAUGGUCUAAAUCUUGCAUUUACAAUUGCUCAUGAAAUGGGUCACAACAUGGGCAUUAAUCAUGACAAUGACCACCCGUCAUGUGCUGACGGUCUUCAUAUCAUGUCUGGUGAAUGGAUUAAAGGACAAAACCUUGGUGAUGUUUCAUGGUCCCGAUGUAGCAAGGAAGAUUUGGGAAGAUUUCUAAGGUCAAAGGCCAGUAACUGCUUGCUCCAGACACAUCCCCAGAGCGUCAAUGCCGUGAUGGUCCCCUCCAAGCAGCCCGGGAUGACGUACACCGCUGAUGAGCAAUGCCAGAUUCUUUUUGGGCCACUGGCUUCCUUUUGUCAAGAGAUGCAGCAUGUUAUCUGCACAGGGUUGUGGUGCAAGGUGGAAGGUGAGAAAGAAUGCAGAACCAAGCUGGAUCCCCCGAUGGAUGGAACUGACUGUGACACUGGUAAGUGGUGUAAGGCUGGAGAAUGUACCAGCAGGACCUCAGCACCUGGACAUGUGGCCGGAGAGUGGAGCGUGUGGAGCCCCUGCAGCCGAACCUGCAGUGCUGGGAUCAGCAGUCGAGAGCGCAAGUGUCCUGGGCUAGGUUCUGAAGCAAGGGAUUGUAAUGGUCCCAGAAAACAAUACAGAAUAUGUGAGAAUCCACCUUGUCCUGCAGGUUUGCCUGGAUUCAGAGACUGGCAAUGUCAGGCCUAUAGUGUUAGAACUUCGUACUCAAAGCAUGUACUUCAGUGGCAAGCUGUCAUGGAUGAAGGAAAACCAUGUGCCUUGUUUUGCUCACCUGUUGGAAAAGAACAGCCUAUUCUUCUGUCAGAAAAAGUGAUGGAUGGAACUUCUUGUGGAUAUCAGGGACUGGAUAUCUGUGCAAAUGGCAGGUGUCAGAAAGUCGGCUGUGAUGGUUUUUUAGGGUCUCUUGCAAGGGAAGAUCAUUGUGGUGUAUGUAAUGGCAAUGGGAAAUCGUGCAAAAUCAUUAAAGGAGAUUUCAACCACACCAGGGGAGCAGGUUAUGUGGAAGUGCUGGUGAUACCCGCCGGGGCACGAAGAAUAAAAGUGGUGGAGGAGAAGCCGGCCCACAGCUAUUUAGCUCUCCGAGACACUGGAAAACAGUCUAUCAAUAGUGACUGGAAGAUCGAACACUCUGGAGCCUUCACCUUAGCCGGAACUACUGUUCAUUACAUAAGAAGAGGCCUCUGGGAGAAGAUCUCCGCCAAAGGUCCUACUACGUCACCUUUGCACCUCCUGGUGCUGCUGUUUCAAGACCAGAAUUAUGGUCUUCACUAUGAAUACACGAUUCCAUCAGACCCUCCUCCAGAAAAUCAGAGCUCUAAAGCACCUGGACCACUUUUCAUGUGGACACACACAGGCUGGGAAGAUUGUGAUGCCACGUGUGGAGGAGGAGAAAGGAAGACAACAGUGUCUUGCACAAAAAUCAUGAACAAAAAUAUCAGCAUUGUGGACAGCAAGAAAUGCAAAUACUUAACCAAGCCAGAGCCACAGAUUCGCAAGUGCAAUGAGCAGCCAUGCCAAACUAGAUGGAUGAUGACAGAAUGGACCCCGUGUUCACGAACUUGUGGCAAAGGGAUGCAGAGCAGACAAGUGGCGUGUACCCAACAAUUGAGCAACGGAACCCUGAUUCGGGCCCGGGAGAGGGACUGCGCUGGGCCCAAGCCGGCCUCCGCCCAGCGCUGCGAGGGCCAGGACUGCAUGACCGUGUGGGAGGCGGGGGUGUGGUCAGAGUGCUCCGUCAAGUGUGGCAAAGGUGUCCGUCAGCGGACCGUGAGGUGUACUAACCCCAGAAAGAAGUGCGUCCUUUCCACCCGACCCACGGAGGCCGAGGACUGUGAGGAUUACUCCAAAUGCUACCUGUGGCGAAUGGGUGACUGGUCUAAGUGCUCAAUUACCUGUGGCAAAGGAAUGCAGUCCCGUGUUAUCCAGUGCAUGCACAAGGUCACAGGACGACAUGGAAAUGAAUGUUUUUCUUCAGAAAAGCCUGCAGCAUACAGGCCAUGCCACCUUCAGCCCUGCAAUGAGAAGAUUAACGUAAAUACCAUAACAUCACCCAGGCUGGCUGCUCUGACUUUCAAGUGCCUAGGAGAUCAAUGGCCUGUGUACUGCCGAGUGAUACGCGAGAAGAACCUGUGUCAGGACAUGCGGUGGUAUCAGCGCUGCUGUGAGACGUGCAGGGACUUCUAUGCCCAAAAGCUGCAGCAAAAGAGUUGACCUCUAGCAGGCUGGCUGGCUCACAGCUCUUUGCAAUUACAUUAUUUAUAGACACACACACUAGCAUGUUUUUCAGACCAAAUAUUAUCAGAUUACAUAUAAUUUAAUCAAAUUAAUUUAUUUUGGGGCCUGCCUAACAUCAAUAUGGUGCUUAUUUUGGUAAUACAAACAUUGUGAUUUAUA
This is a messenger RNA of Myotis myotis, 3891 nucleotides long. RefSeq names its product ADAM metallopeptidase with thrombospondin type 1 motif 19 (gene ADAMTS19). NCBI's taxonomy places the organism in Eukaryota, Metazoa, Chordata, Mammalia, Chiroptera, Vespertilionidae. The transcript has 23 exons. The record is from RefSeq and is a predicted model, not a curated record. Gene Ontology annotation, cellular component: extracellular matrix. Gene Ontology annotation, biological process: extracellular matrix organization; proteolysis. Gene Ontology annotation, molecular function: metalloendopeptidase activity. The coding region runs from base 73 to 3708 and encodes 1211 amino acids.